UUAUAUUGUUUGCAUUUAUUUAUUUAGCAGAAAAUGCUUGUCAUAAAAGAGAAAAUUAUAGAAUGUCGUUGAACGACCUCAAAUAUAAUGCUCAACUAAAUUCUCAAAGUGAGGUUGACAUGAAUGAUUGGAAUAAUAUAUUUGAUAUUUUAGAACAAAUCCAAAUUAAUCAACCAAAUUAUUUAAAACAGUUAAUUCAGGAAAAUCAGUAUUUAACUGACAUUCAAGAAAAUGAAAAUCAGCCGAUAACACAAGAAGAAGCUGAGUACUUGGAAACUUUAAGAUUUUUGGGUGAACUUCUGGAAAACAACAAUAUAAAAAAACUUUGUGUAGACAAUUCUAAAAAAUUCCAGGAUAAUUUUAAUACUAAAUUGGAUACUUUAAGCUACGAAAAAACUCCAAACAUUAAUGCAGAAGAUAAUUUUGCUCAAGAAACUGUUAUAAAACCAGUGCAUUUACCUAUGGAAAUUCAAAUUAAUCCAACUGAAAGUGAACUUGUAGAAGACAAAGCGCAAAAUAAUAAAAAUAUUGAAGACAAUUCUAAACUUAAACGAAGUUUAAACCAAUUAAAAAAACAAAUUUCACCACUUACAAAAUAUAAACGUGAGGAUACGAAGUCUCAAAAACAGGAAGAAAUUGUUGAGUUAGAAACAGGUAAAGGGGAACAAAAUGAUCAAAAGAUAAAAGAACGUGUUGUCGGUUCCAUCGAAGAAGUUCAAACAAAAGAUGAAGUCAAUUCAGAAACAGAAAGCCAAUUAGAGAAACCAGAAGAAAAUGGAGGUGAAGAAAUAAAAUAUGAUGAAAAACAACCAAAAUCUACCGUUAAACAUGGGAGUAAAGAUAAAAUCCAAAAUGACGGUAAAAAUUUCGAAUCUGAAAAGGAAAAAGAGAAGUCUGUUCGAGGAGACCAGCAAUCUAAUAGAAGUGGUGGAGAAACUGAUUCAAGAGAAUCCAGAAAUAAGGACGACGAUAAAGGAAAUGUUAAAGAAAAUUCACCCAAAGAACUACAUGAAAUCAUUAUUGACAGAUCAGAUAAUGGAAGAAAUAAUGAGAAUCAGAAGGAGGAAGAAAAGGAAAAUGAGAAAGAUGUUAAGAAAAACAACAAUGAUAAUGACGAUAAGAUCAAUAAUAAACAGCCUGUUUUAGAACAGCCUACUGACAAACAAGAGCAAGAACAAGAACAAGAUGAUCAAGAUAAAGCAAAAGAAGAUGAAAAUAUAAAAAAAGAUAAAUCGAAUGCAGAAAAAAGUAUUACGAACAAUGAAAAAAUUGAGGAUUCUAAAAGAAAUUCCAAAAAUGAAAACACAGAAACAGAAAGUAAAGUUGAAAAAAAGAAUGAAAAAAUAAAUGAAUCCGAUAAAGAUUUGAAAGAGAAUGUUGAAGUAAAAGAAAAUGUUGAAGAAGAUACAAAACAAAAUAAAAUGGAUCAAGAAGUGCUGGUGGAAGACGAAAAAAAAAGUAAACUAGAUAGUGAAAAUCAAGAUAAGAGUAAAGCAAUCAUUAAAGAAACUGAAGAAAGUAAUAAAAGAGAGAAAGAAUUAGUUAAAGAAACGGAUAAUGACGAUGAAGCAGGGAAUAAUAAUAGGAAUGAAGAUGAAAAAUUAGAUGUAACAAAUGUUUCUGAAGAUAAUAGCGACAAUAAAAACGGAAACAGUAUUAUUAAAGAAAAAAAUGAAGAAAUACCAGCUAAAUUAACAUCACAUAUAAUGAAAAUCCCCCGUAAAAAAUGA
Molecule: messenger RNA, 1730 nt
Organism: Condylostylus longicornis
Lineage: Eukaryota; Metazoa; Arthropoda; Insecta; Diptera; Dolichopodidae
Product: myb-like protein X
Exons: 3
Coding region: 63-1730 (555 amino acids)
Source: RefSeq, a predicted model, not a curated record